GAUCAGUGCCCCGACCACUCGCAGGAUUGCUGUCUCCAGUACUACUUGUUUUUCAAUUUUACAAGAUUCGAUGGGCAUAAGAACAGAAUGAAUGAUUCGGGUCUAAAUAUGCAAGUUACUUGAAUACCCGUAAUAUGGCACCCAAGAUAACGCUUGAACAUGCUAGCGACCCAGCGAAACGCUUUUUCUUUCCACGCCGCACCCGUGGCAGUAACAUGCACGUUGCCGCAAAAGAUAAAGGCUGGGGAAGAGGAAUUAUCGAAGGCCCAGAUGGAGUUAUUGGGAGGAAGUUUGACGAUCCCGUGUCAAACGGUAUAUAUACGUUCCGGCCUGCUCCUGCAGAGGAGGCUUCUGCUGUGGAGCAGAGCACCAUCAACAACGCCUUUGUUAUUGCUUCCAAGGGUCCCAGCAGCGAGGGUCCUGCAGACGUGGCAGGCCCCAGUCAGCAGCAGCCACCAGACCAGCUUCGCAGACCCGAGGCACCACCAUCUCUGGAGACAUUCCAGCCUCGCAGGCCUGAGACACGGGGCUGGCUCAAAGAGCAAGGUGGGGCAGCGGGAGGGGCCCCUUCAAAGAGCCAAUAUUUUACUGCUGAAUUAGAGGAGGCGUACAGCGCAGCGGUGUUGGCAAUGGUGCGGCGUCCUGAGUGGUACGAAGCACACGGCAGGGAUGCCCCGCCCCACUCUGUGGAGCACAGCUCAUUGGCAGAGCGCCUGGCAUCAAUGAAGGUGAUUCGCUGAUACUUUUCAGCCGGCCAGCAGCAGUUGUGGAUGGCGCAUCGAGGAGCACAAGAAGAGGUAGCAGUGUUACAACGGAUGCAUUGAACGGUAUAAGUCCAUGUACAUUAUUUGUGUGGCCUUCGCAUCUCUAGUACAUGCAAAUAGAGUUUACCUCACUUGCGGCACGCACUUGAACGCAUAAUAAAUAUUGCAGGCUACAAAUGUCUGCAUUUGCGCGUUGUGUCGUACUAAACAAGUUUGCAGCUGAACCCUGCAGACAGACAAGUUGUCACGAUGUGAAUGUGCGCAAGUGCGAAAUGCAUUUGAGCGUGUGUGUGUGCCUGUGGGUGGGUGGGUGUUUGUGCAUGUACAUGUGAUGUGGAGGGUAUAUUGUACUGUGAUAAGCUGUUUGGAUUCUACAAUUAGCUUUGUUGAUAACAGUAGACCAAUCCAUUUACCAGCGUAACAACUUCAGAUGUAGAGAUCACAGACAGUGGCCAUGCAUGACUUAUCAUAGAAUAAGUCUUGCAAUAAGAGCCCAGGCCUGCUGAUUGCAGUAGGACUGUCC
This is a messenger RNA of Coccomyxa subellipsoidea C-169, 1287 nucleotides long. RefSeq lists its product as hypothetical. Lineage: Eukaryota; Viridiplantae; Chlorophyta; Trebouxiophyceae; Coccomyxaceae. The coding region runs from base 135 to 740 and encodes 201 amino acids. The record is from RefSeq and is a predicted model, not a curated record. The transcript has 3 exons.